UUCUUUCUAGAAGGGGGGUAUGUACAUAAGAUCUCUACAAUCUGUCCACACUUCAGGUGCCUGUGCUCCACACUUCAGACGCCUUUGCUCCACACUUCAGGUGCCUGUGCUCCACACUUCAGGUGCCGGUGCUCCACACUUCAGGUGCCGGUGCUCCACACUUCAGGUGCCUGUGAUCCACAUUUCAGGUGCCUGUGAUCCACACCUCAGGUGCCUGUGCUCCACACUUCAGCAUCCAAUUGACUGUGAAGAAAUGUCUCUCUACAAGAUAAACUAUGCCAAUGGGUCAUCAGCCUCCGUUUCCAUCAUGGGAAUUCCUUUCGGCGAUUUCGACAGAACAGGGCAUUGGGCCAUCUGGUGCAUUUCCAAAAUGUUUGAGGCUGCACAACUUCAAGUUCUUUUAAAUGGAUUUCUUGAUUACAAACAUAUAAUUGACGAGGACGCAGCACUAUCUAUCAUAAAGCAACAGAUCAGUUUGGAUUCUAAAUUACGCAGUUUGAGUUUAAAGUCACCGAUAAAGCUGAAGUUCGAUUCUGAGAUUAAACAACUUAAGAAAACAUCCGUAGUGUCUGUGGUGAAGUUGAAGAACGAAAACACCGAUGAAAUAUUAGGAGAAAAUGUUAUCAAACUGGUGAGAAUUGGUAGAAAAACGCGCCGGUCCAUACCAUUUCCUGAAUGGUUCCAUGAGAAAUAUUCGUCUUUCAUAGGUACCCCUGGUCAUCCUGGAACCGAAAAAGAAGAGUUACCGAAAAUCCCCCAAAAUGCAUUUGAAUAUAUCACUAGUCCUGGGUAUAGCGACGUGGAUAUGAAUAGACACGUCAAUCAGUCCUCUUACAUCCAGUUUUGCAUGGACGCAGCCACGCAUGCAUCACUGAAUGGGUAUUAUGAUCAUUAUACGAAAGAUAUGUGUUUAUAUCCCUCUUUGCAGUGGACUAUUACUUACGUGGGUGAAAGUCUUGCCAACGAUGAAUUGAAUAUUUUCACAUGGCAGAGCGAAAAUUGUCCUGAGCAGAUAUGUUUUGCAAUGUUAGUCAAUGGUCAAAAAAUUAUUUUUCAUGCAUCAACCAUAUUUGGGAAAGAGGCAGACGAACCCCGCUUCCAUCACAAAUUGUAAACUUCAGAUAAUCUUUACAUUCGAUGUCUGCUACAUACUGGGUUUUUAUGCCCCCGAGAUCGAAGAUCGGGGGGCAUAUUGUUUUUGUCCUGUCUGUCAUUCUGUAAAUCUGUAAUUCUGUCAUUCUGUCUGAAACUUUAACCUUGCUAAUAACUUUUGAACAGUAAGUGAUAGAGCUUUGAUAUUUCACAUGAGUAUUCCUUGUGACAAGACCUUUCCGUGGGUACCAACAUUUUUGACCCCGUAACCUUGACCUUGGAGUUUGACCUACUUUUUGAAAACUUUAACCUUGCUAAUAACUUUUGAACAGUAAAUGAUAGAGUUUUGGUAUUUCCCAUGAGUAUUCCUUGUGACAAAAAUUUUCCGUGGGUACCAACAUUUUUGACCCCGUGACCUUGGAGUUUGACCUACUUUUGAAAACUUUAACCUUGCAAAUAACUUUUGAACAAUAAGUGAUAGAGCUUUGAUAUUGUAUAUGAGUAUUCCUUGUGACAAGACCUUUCCAUGGGUACCAACAAUUUUGACACCUUGACCUUGGAGAAUGACCUACUUUUUGAAAACUUUAACCUUGCUAAUAACUUUUAAAUGAUAGAGCUUUGAUAUUUCACAUGAGUAUUCCUUGUGACAAGACAUUUCCAUGGGUAUCAAACCUUUUGACCUUGACGUUUAACUUAGUUUUAAUUUUUUUUUUUACAUUGGUCAUGACUUCUAAAUGGUAAAUAUUAGAACUUUCAUAUUAUACAUGAGCAUUUCUUUUGACAAGAUCUUUCUACUGGUACCAAGAUAUUUGCCCUUGUGACCUUGGCCAUCUUUGGAAUUGGCCAUUAUCGGGGGCAUUUGUGUUCCACAAACACAUCUUGUUUUUUUCUUCCUGUUUUACACUCUCUGUCUGCUAUGUACUGUUUAUUUUUCUUCCCCUAUCUUUUAACUCUGGUAGAACUAAUGUUAUAUAACUGAUAAAUUGUUGAGUGUGGCGGAAAAUAUCAAUCAAUCAACAAUAUUCUUUUAUAUAUAUAAUACAUUAUUGAAAAUUUAUCGUGCAAUAGUAAGUAUCCAAAUAAAAGCAUAAAUCACAAAUACACAGUAAAAUAUGUAAUAAUUUUUUAGAUUUGUUUUCUUUUGCUGUACUGGCCGAAGAUCACAUACGUUUGUACCAGAUAAAUUGUCCAUAUAUCUGUAUUCAGUAAAAACAAUUCUUAGUGCUUUGAAAUGUGACUUCUUUUAUAGGUUUGGUCUAUUUCGAUGCGACUGUGUAUACAGAUACAUAAUGCUGUUUAUUGAUCCUUUGAUUUCAAUGUUGACACAAAUAUCAAUGAAAUUAUUAAACUAUAUCAUUAUCACUAUGUUGAUAGAAAAGCGGCUCAUUUGUCACCUCAAUGAACAGGCUGAAAAGGUCCGCCUUGCCUUUCGCAAUGAAUGUCCUAUAACUUUAGAAUUUGCCUAUGAAGGGCUGCCCCCCCCCCCCCCCCCCCCCCCCAUAUUACACUUGGCAUGAUGGAUAUGAUAUGAUGGAUGUCAAUCAUAUUUCUUAUCAUGAAGAUAAGAUGCGCCUUAACUGAUCAACAUUUGGGCCUGCAGUACGGUCCUCACUCUUGUUAACUUCUUAUUAUAAAGACAAAAUCCGCCUAAAGAUUUGCAGCCCUUUUUCCGGUGUCUCUCUUAGGGUUUCUGGUGUAUUUGGAUUGAUUCCGAAUUCAACUGGAUGAAAAUUUGGGCGACAUUGGGGAUAACAGAUUAGAUAGCCGAUAUGUAAUUAUAACGUUCUGAAAAAUCAAAACGUUGAAAUUUUUUAAAUGAGUUAUCUUUCUUUGCUUGAAAAGUUUUAAAAUUUUCUUUGUGGAUUUUGCAAGUAUUUUUAUACCUCUGUAUUCUGUAUAUCAGUAUUUCCCCCCAGAAAGAAGUGGUAGAAAGGGAACUCAAUUGGGGUGGUCUAGUGGUUAGGACUUUGCUUCGUUACCGGGAAGUACCAGGUUCGAUUCCCGGCGCCGCUUCAGAUCUAAGACAUCUGACAAUGGUUGUGACUGUUCCUUCGUCAGGUGCCUAAUAAAAACUUGCUUAAGGUAGCUACUGAUAGCUAGCCCCUAAAAACUGCUCAUUGGAUUUUUCUCAAUUUUAUUUAUUAUAAUAUUUGGACUUUAUCCUAAAACAUAUUAAAAAAUCAACAUAAGUAAUCAGGUUAAUUUUGGAGGAAAAUGAGAUUGAAAUCCCCUCUUUUGCAGCCUCCAAAGGCAAAAAAUGCCAAAAUUGAGGAAAACAACACGGAGGCCAAUAAAAAUGUUAUCGACACCAGAAAUGUGUUUCAUACAUGUAUAUAGUUAUGUAAGUUAAACGCACACGCACACACACACACACACACACACACACACAAAAUCAACAUCAAUUAGAAAUUCAAAAUGCACCUAAGGAAAACAUUGGGAUGAUCUGACUCCUAAAUAUUGGGGGUUUCAGACACGUGCAUGGACGCAGCUACUUGUGCAUCAAUGAAUGGCCAUUGUGAUCAUUAUAUGAAAGAUAUGUGUUUAUAUCCCUCUUUGAAGUGGACUAUUAGCAAAAAAUAUUUAGAACAGAUUCUAGUAUGCUUUACUAUGCUAGUCAGUGGUUAAAAACAGUUUUUCAAAAACACAUCAACAGUAUUUGGGAAAGAAGCAAGCUAACCCCUUCUGUCAUAAAUUGUGAAUUCCAAAAACAUCGGGGACUCGAUUAUCCUGGAUUUAAAUUGUAAAAUAUUUGCAUUCCACGAAAAUUGGUCCAACUAAUUUAAAUGAUCGUGUAAUUGAUUCAGUCGAUUUCAGGGACAGAAUAAGAAUUUUUAAAACUUUUAUUAUUGACACAAAAUACAAAAGUAAGUUUGCUUGAAAAUAUUUUCAUCUCGAACGGCAAGUUCGAGAACACAACGAAGGAAAAUGUUUGACAUUCGAUAGCUUGCACCGCUUCCACUCGGCCAACCUCGGAAUAUUAAUCGUACCUCAUACUAAUGGUUUGAUGUAGGUUCCGGAAUCAGCCGAGGUUGGCCAAAUGGCACCGCUUUGUUUGUGUGAAAUGAUAAGAACAUGGCGACGAGGAUUUCGUGUAUGUUUUAUGUGAUAGUUAUCUCACAUGUCUAUUUUCCUGCUGUGUCAUUUAUUUUGUUACAAAAUUCAAGAAUUAUAUCAAAUAUUGAUUAUCUUAGUUUUAUGUUUUCCUUUCUUUAUAUGUUUUCGAGAAUAAACGGACGAAAUCAG
This is a messenger RNA of Ostrea edulis (European flat oyster), 4335 nucleotides long. RefSeq lists its product as uncharacterized. The transcript is spliced from 3 exons. NCBI's taxonomy places the organism in Eukaryota, Metazoa, Mollusca, Bivalvia, Ostreida, Ostreidae. The record is from RefSeq and is a predicted model, not a curated record. Bases 20 to 1114 code for a protein of 364 amino acids.